Messenger RNA from Scylla paramamosain (green mud crab), 2288 nucleotides. RefSeq lists its product as uncharacterized. The record is from RefSeq and is a predicted model, not a curated record. Gene Ontology annotation, molecular function: glycosyltransferase activity. The coding region runs from base 380 to 2044 and encodes 554 amino acids. Gene Ontology annotation, cellular component: cytoplasm. The transcript is spliced from 5 exons. Lineage: Eukaryota; Metazoa; Arthropoda; Malacostraca; Decapoda; Portunidae.
CCAGUGAAGUACAUCUACGUACACCAUCGCUCGUUUUGCGUCGUUUCUGCAGCGCUGAAGAAAGCCCCUUCCUCAGCGCAAGUUGUGGGAAGGUCAGGGUUCGUGUGGACUACCUUGCCACAGACCAUCUCUCUGCAGAUUCACUACAUAAUGUACUGUACAAGAUUGGGACGAUAAUAAAAGCCAAAGUGUUACUGAUAGAGGCAUCGUGACGCCGCGUGGAAGCGUGGUGGCGGGGCUCACUGGUGCUUGCCAUGAAAGGCAUUGCUUAUGACGGUGAUAGUUACCAUGAGAGGGCACCGCAGUCCUAGUGAUGAAGAAUAUGAUAAGAUGAGAUGGUACUUGUGUUGUGCUGAAGAUAACAUUUACCGGAUUACGGAUGCAGCCCUCACACAGCGCGGCAUCACUUUCCCCGUGGAAGGUGUGGAGGAGGAUCCGUCCUUGCCAACCAUUUCCAAAAAAACUCAUCAUCCUCCUGGUGCUUUUGUUUUGGAUCGGCUUCAGCAUACAGAUCUUGAGAAGGAACGCUCAGCUACCAAUGUACUACCGUGCAGCGCCACUCGCCAGAUUCGGCGUAGACUUCAGAACCUCCGUCGGACCGUCGCGGGUAAUCCCAAGGGCGCUGUUUCACCUGAGAGCCAACGUGGACAACAGCACGUGGGAGAAGCUGGGUGACGUGGUGGGUCGAGUGUACAACCUCCCGCCACUCUACGGCAUUGAGAAACGUCCGCAUCUGGUCAGUAAAUGCGGCAAAUAUCCUGCCCUCGUCGACUUGUCCUUCAGUAACGUCUAUUGGCAAGUCUUUCAUUCUAGUGAUGGAACGUUUUACUUGUACAGCGCAUUCUUCGAUAACCGCACCCUCACUCGGCCAGGACCGUCUGUACGCAUCCUUGGCAUGGCGGAUCGAAUCAAACCUGCCGUCAGGACUCACUGCCAGUUGUGGUACGAGGGCCAGGGUACCCCCGUAGUGGCCAAGGUGGUCGAGUAUCGGUACCUUUGGAUCAGGGCCUGGGGUAACUAUAGGAACGGCACCCUGCAACCAUACUUGCUGCAGUGCGUCAUUCCUGAAUCACACAGGCAACGAGUCCCGCAGUCAGUUUCAUUGGUGGAAGGACGCUGCGACCGGUCCACCAACAACCUGCGAGUGGUCCACAAUCCUCCACCAGAAGGACAGAAAAGUAACUUUGCUGUUUGUGUGAAGGGCAUGGAUGUUGACGAGGAUAUAAGUUUGAGAAUGGUGGAGUGGUUUGAACUACUUUUCUUGUUAGGAGCUGACAAAGUGUUCGUGUAUGAUUUGGGAAUACACCCUAACAUCUCUAAGAUACUAAAACAUUAUGAGUCCAAGGGCAAAGUUGAUGUGAGGAGUCUGACGCUUCCAGGUGAACAACCCACCGCACGCGGGCUUGUCAGGCGGUAUCUUAAAGCCAGGGUUGUUCACAAGCGGCAGAAUGAGAUAAUCCCAUACAAUGACUGUUUAUAUAGAAAUAUGAACCUUUACAAGUUUAUUGUACUGAUCGAUAUUGACGAAGUCAUCAUGCCUAGAUCAGUCCCAAGCUGGAAGGAGCUGCUGGAACAAGUGGCGCCUCAGGUCAUGUCGGGAGAGGGUCAUCCAUACGCCUCUUACUACGCACGCAACGUGUAUUUCUUAGAUUCAAUGCAGGACAAGCACGGGUUGGCGAUGGACAUGCCUCGUUUCAUGCACAUGUUGCAACACCUGUACCGCGCUGCCAACUACACAGCACCCACUAGUUACAUCAAAGCUUUCCAUGACCCUCAGUUGGUGCUCACGCUACACAACCACUUUCCUUUUUCCUGCUUGACACCCACAUGUUCCCGCUUCCGCAUCCCGACAGAGGUCGCGCACCUUCAACAUUACCGUGUGCAGUGCGUGUCGGAGCUUAAGAAGGUGUGUCCUUACUACAGGAACCACACCGUCCUGGACGGUGAUAUCCUCAGGUUUAAGGACCCCCUGCUACGCGGCACCCUCCGCACUCUGCGUCACCUCGGGUUCCUGCAGGAAGAACUGGACACGACUAACCAUUAAUUCGAUGAGGAACCGGAGAUCCAGUGAAAAAUCGCGUUACAACUAACAUAUUGCAAAUUGAGCUCUUCUGAGUGUGUGUGUGUGUGUGUGUGUGUGUGUGUGUGUGUGUGUGUGUGUGUGUGUGUGUGUGUGUGUGUGUACUAUACUUAUUCUUUAAUAGAGUAUAAUACUUAUUCGAGUUCGUGGACAAGCUUGAGAAACAUUUGUUAUCCCAUUCUAUUGUAAUACAAAUAAAUGUCACCAA